Messenger RNA from Maylandia zebra (zebra mbuna), 2337 nucleotides. RefSeq names its product family with sequence similarity 83 member Fa (gene sack1fa). Gene Ontology annotation, molecular function: protein kinase binding. Gene Ontology annotation, biological process: signal transduction. NCBI's taxonomy places the organism in Eukaryota, Metazoa, Chordata, Actinopteri, Cichliformes, Cichlidae. The record is from RefSeq and is a predicted model, not a curated record.
GGUUCUUGGGAAGCAGCAACAGCAGCAGCGGAAUCAGCAGCGGUGGCGCACUGAGGGGGAAGUUAUUUUUAAAUCUUUGGGCCAUGGCGGAGUCUCAGCUGGUGUGCAUGGAUGAUGAGCACGUUAACGAGAAGGUCCCGGAGUCCAAGCCAGAGUUUUACUACAGUGAGGAGCAGCGUGCGGCCCUGGAGCAGCUGCUGAGGAAUGGGGACGGAGCCUUCAAGAUGCGCCUCCAGGAGGACAACACCAAAGACUUCCUAUGCGCCCGGGAGGUCAAAGUUAUCCGCAAAACUUUCCACGAGUACGACACAGACAGCGACUCCGAGUCCGGGGAGCACGACAAGUCCAAGGGCUCCUCCAGCGCGGACUCCGGGGUCCACUCCACCUACUGGCCCCAGAUGUCCGACACAGAGGUCCCGACUCUGGACAUCGGUUGGCCCGGCAGCAGCGGCGUCUACAAGGGGGUGACCCGGGUGUCCGUGUACACCCACCCCCCCAAAGAGCAGGGACCGCACAUCAAGGCGGUGGUGAGGAGGCUCAUCCAGGAGUCACACAAGGUAGUGGCCAUCGUCAUGGACCUCCUCACGGACCUGCAGAUUCUCCAGGACCUGCUGGAUGCUUCGUCACGGCGUGGCGUGGCAGUUUACGUUGUGCUGGAGGCCAGGGGAGUGCCCCACUUUCUGGAUAUGUGCUCUCGGCUGCAGAUUAACGCGAUGCAUCUGCGGAAUCUACGUGUGCGGAUGCUAAAAGGUGCAGGGCUGGCCCUGUCCUUUGGAAAACUGCCAGGCUCCCUGUGCUCCAAAUACAUGCUGGUGGAUGGAGAGAAGGUCAUGUUUGGGUCUUACAGCUUCACUUGGAGUUCGUCCCGGCUGGACAGGAACAUGAUCACGGUGAUGUCGGGACACACUGUGGACUUCUUUGAUAACGACUUCCGAGAGCUGUACGCAGUGUCUGAGCAGGUGGACCUGUACAGAGAGUUCAACAUCACUAAGCCGCCUCUUCCUACACCAGUCAUGAAGCCAAAGAUGCAGCACAUCCGGCCUCUGCCCGUCACUACAUCUCGCUUUCAGGUAUCGGUUGGGGACUCCAGGCAGAUUGACCUGAAAGUUCCUGCGCAUAAGUACCACAAUCCCAAGUACUCGCUGGUUUUCGGGAACAGUUUGGGUCUGACGGGUUCGCUACAGGACUUGUCGACUCAGAGGGACUCGCUAGUAGGUGGGUUGAACCAGAGGAACGGUCUGCAGAACGGCUUUCUCAAUGCAAACAAGGAAAAGUUGGACCGAGCCUCCCCACAGAGUCCGGGUUCACCUACAGAGGAGGAUGGAAAAGGAGGUCAGAAGAACCAGGCAGACGGACCCAAAAAGCGCAGCUCCUUCAGGCAUUUCUUGAAAGGCAGAGGAGCCAAUCACAGUACAGACACUAUCGAGGAAGGCGUGGUCACUCCUCAGAGCCCCUCCCCCACUAUCACAGCAGACUGUAAAGUCUCAGUGGCCAACAGGGUUGCGGGAAAUGAAUCCGACGACUCGUUUCAGUUCAUUGAGAAACCAGGACCACUGAAAACCAAAAUCAAGAAGCCGUCGAAGUUCAUUCAGAGGAGCGUGUCUAUGCAGACCAUCAGCACGGCAGACGAAGACGGGUUCAAAAGUCGCCGCCGGCAUCAGAAGAGGAACUGCAUCCAAUCAUGAGAAAAAACACGAGGAUAUUCGGACACUUUAGGGUCUGGUUGUUAAACCUGCUGCAGCGGGUGAGUCUCUGUAUCGCCUCACUGCAACCAGCUGACGUUUCUUCACGAAAAAUGAGUGCAGUUUGUCCCUCUGGACACGUAUGCUGCUUCAGGCUGAGCUGAAGGUCAACACUAGAGACACGCUGCAGCUGAACUCCCUCGAGACGUUUUCGGCCAAAGUGCUCAUGGGAGAUUUUAUUGCCACUAUUAAAUGUAUUUUCUACACUUUUUUGGUAUUAAGUUAUUUUACAACUAAAGUGUUUUCAUGUUUUACACUCGUGACCUAAAGACUGAGAGAGCAGCCGAUGACUGAUCCAGGUGACAUAGAUGGAUUACAUAACACCUCUUAGGUAUUCUGGUCUCCAUGGGGACAGGAAAAGUGAUCAGACGUGGUGUUGUACCCGAGUGUAACCUUACUGAGGACCCUUGGCAACAGUGUUUAUGGGAGUGUGUUGUACAGACUGUGAAUAAUGUAUGAGGAACUGUGCGUCUGCACUUUGGGAUUUUGUUUUGAUAUGCAGGUGAAACAGGUCGGAGAAUAAAAUGUGAAUCCUUGAGAACCACUUGAGACACAAAUGAUCUGAACUGUUGCAGAAAUGGAAUAAAAACAAAAG